UCUCCUUUGUGAAAACCCAUUCUUGUCUGUCAUAAUCUGAAGAACAGUUGGUUUGUGUUGACUUUGUGGACAGUGAAUUAUGUAAUUCACUGGGCAGGUCUCGGAUGAGCAGACAGGACUGGCCGCUUGGGCACUGCUGAGCUAAGGGCAGGCGCAGGUGUGAACAUGGCGUGAGGGGGCAGUGAGCAAACUACCCUCGACCUGGCUGGGGGAGGUCUGAGUAGGAAAGGUACCCUCUCUGGGUAGACUCACCAUGAAGAAACUGGCAGCCUGGGAUGCCUUAGACCUCUAGGCAUUGUCGAGUUGCCCCUGAACUGUUCUAUGAAGGCUGUUACUAAGGUGCUCCAGGGAACUCUCCAUUCCCUGCCCCUUCCUUGCAGCCUGAGGCUGCCUCCCAGGCUGGCUGUGAGCCCAAGAUCCCUGGAGAGGGGCACUUAGGGGGCACCUUCCACAAAGGGGCAGAUGCGGUGUAAACACCUACAGGGAUAUAGCAGUGCCUGAAGUCAAAGAAGGGUGCCUUCCAUAGGUCCACUCAAAGGGAAAAAACAGUGAUGGAGGGUCUUCAUUAAAUAUGGGUCAGUAUCUCCCAGGCCCUAAUAAGCCCACUCCUAUUCAUUCCAGCACCUGAACAUUGCAUGUCCGGAUUCUUUGAGCCUAACCUUUUAUCCUCUGAAGAACAUACAAUUGGCUCUGGGGCCACAAAAGGUUUAGGUGGGGACUUAGGUUCUUUAAUCCCAAACUUUGUCCUUGGGAGGCUUAGGAUCAGUACUGAUCUUUCAGGGAGCUCCAAAGUGGCUUUGGAGGAGAGGUUCUUUGGCAGGAUCGGGGAGAAGUGGUGGCAGGAGGAUGAUCUAUAAGAGGAAUCAGAGGGGGUGGCGGACAUCCCAUGAGCAAGAUGUCAGAGGAGGAGUUUUUUCUGUUCAAGGACAUCUCCUUGGUGGGGCUGUGGUAUGAGCCUCAGUACCACCUCGCCCCUGUCUGGGCCUCCCACCUCCAGGCAGCCUUCACGGGCUUUGUCUUCUUUGUAGGGACGCCCCUCAAUGCCACAGUGCUGGUGGCCACGCUGCGCUACAGAAAGUUGCGGCAGCCACGCCACUACAUUCUGGUCAAUGUAUCCCUGGGGGGCUUCAUCUACUGCAUCUUCUCUGUCUUUGUCGUCUUCAUCACCAGCUGUCAUGGAUACUUUGUCUUCAGCUGCCACGUUUGUGCUCUGGGGGCCUUCCUGGGCUGUACAGCAGGUCUGAUGACAGGCUGGUCACUGGCCUUCUUGGUCUUUGAGUGCUACAUCAUCUGUAAGCCCUUUGGCAACUUCCGCUUCAGCUCCAAGCACGCACUGAUGGUGGUCCUGGCCACCUGGACCAUUGGUAUUGGUGUCUCCAUCCCACCCUUCUUUGGCUGGAGCCGGUUUGUCCCCGAGGGUCUUCAGUGUUCCUGUGGUCCCGACUGGUACACCGUGGGCACCAAAUAUCACAGCGAGUACUAUACCUGGUUUCUCUUCAUUUUCUGCUACAUUGCGCCUCUCUCCCUCAUCUGCUUCUCCUACUCUCAGCUGCUGGGGGUCUUCAGAGCCGUUGCAGUUCAGCAGCAGGAGUCAGCUACAACCCAGAAGGCUGAGCGGGAGGUGAGCCACAUGGUGGUGAUGAUGGUGGGAUCCUUCUGUCUCUGUUACACGCCCUAUGCUGCCCUGGCCAUGUAUAUAGUCAACAACCGUAACCACAGGGUGGACUUAAGGUUUGUCACCAUCCUUGCCUUCUUCUCCAUGAAUUGCGUCUACAAUCCCAUCGUCUACUGCUUCAUGAAUAAGCAGGAAAAGCUCUUCCAAGCUCGCAUCAUGGAGAUGGUGUGUGGAAAGCCCAUGACAGAUGAGUCUGACAUGUCUAGCUCCCAGAAAAUGGAAGUUUCUACCGUCUCUUCCAGCCAAGUUGGCCCCAACUAAGGAGCCAUACUGGCCUGUUUGCAGCAACAAGGAUUUUACAUUUAAGGAAAUUUCUACUUUCUCUGUCAAAAACCAAACUACUACAACACAGAAAAUGGGAAGGGGAGUGAUAGCAAUUUGAGGUCAAUUUUCCAUUUUCCUGCUAUUUCCUUCCUACCUACACAAAGCUACUGUUCCAGUUGGGUCUACUUCAGACCACCCCAAAGGUCAUUUCAACAAUCAUCAGUUUCUACUCUGAAGUGGCAGAAUUUACAGCACUUGGAGAACAGAUUUCUACAUACAAGGCAACUGUAAAGGAGUCUGGCUGAUGAUUUUUCACUGUAUACACAUUUUCCUUUUUAGUAACAUUUUUUUCCCUACUGAGGAUCUGUUCAAAGAUGAUACAUUUUGAAUUAAAACAAACUUAUGAAAACACUUUAGAAAUGGGAGAGACAUUUAAAAAAAAAACAAAACAAACCUUUAGGGUUUCCCUGGUGGCACAGUGGUUAAGAAUCCGCCUGCCAAUGCAGGGGACACGGGUUCGAGUCCCGGUCCGGGAAGAUCCCACAUGCCGCAGAGCAACUAAGUUCAUGCACCACAACUACUGAGCCUGCGCUCUAGAGCCCACGAACCACAACUACUGAGCCCGCGAGCCUAGAGCCCGUGCUCCACAAGAGAAGCCACUGCAGAGAAGCCGGUGCACCACAACAAAGAGUAGCCCCCGCUCACCGCAACUAGAGAAAGCCCAAGCAGAGCAACGAAGACCUAAUGCAGCCAAAAAUAAAUAAAAUA
Molecule: messenger RNA, 2707 nt
Organism: Kogia breviceps (pygmy sperm whale)
Lineage: Eukaryota; Metazoa; Chordata; Mammalia; Artiodactyla; Physeteridae
Gene: OPN1SW
Product: opsin 1, short wave sensitive
Biological process (GO): phototransduction; visual perception; cellular response to light stimulus
Cellular component (GO): photoreceptor outer segment; plasma membrane
Molecular function (GO): G protein-coupled photoreceptor activity
Source: RefSeq, a predicted model, not a curated record